This is a messenger RNA of Topomyia yanbarensis, 1128 nucleotides long. RefSeq lists its product as uncharacterized. The transcript has 2 exons. The coding region runs from base 129 to 551 and encodes 140 amino acids. The record is from RefSeq and is a predicted model, not a curated record. NCBI's taxonomy places the organism in Eukaryota, Metazoa, Arthropoda, Insecta, Diptera, Culicidae.
GUGUAGUUCUCGCAACCACAAGUGUUCUAACCGUCAAAGCUAUCGUUUCACGUCCUGUGCGCGUGCGUGAGCGUUUGUGAUUUUGUUUGGUUUCCUUUGGACAAGUUUGAAGUGAUCACAGAAACAAAAUGACCGUCAACGAAAAAACCCGACUGCUGCCUAAGGAGUAUCAGAAAUCCCAUGUCAUUCCGAUUCCCCAGGAAGAUCUGAACAACAAUACCACCACGAGUCUAAUCAGUGAAUUUGACUCGUACGCGCUAACGAAAGAUGAGCUGGCGAAAUACAUUGACGACCCAUUCUGGAACCGAGUAAGGCACAUUUGCUUCUCCCUCUACUGGCUGCUGUGUCUGGUAGCGUUGGUGAUCUCCUGUUACAUUGCCGUGUCAGCAUUGGGCAGCGAGUUUUGUGACGACACCACCAACGGAUCAUCGCACACGGAUAACCUAACGAAUGCGCCCAGCGCGAUAAUAAGCGGUACCACACCCAUCGAAAUCGUCUCCAGUGCUGGCAGUCCAGGCGUUAUCGUUCCCCUGCUUAGCCAGCCGUCCUGAAACUAAAACCUGCCCGCAAAAGUGACUCGAUAGCUGUGAUUGAACUAAUCCUAAUUCUAAGCUAGUGACAAGAUUAGUACUAUGAGAAAAUAUUUAUUCAAACUAAAUCGCAUCCACCUCACACCUGACGACGCCAUUCAGGCGCAUCUCAUCGGAUCAUCUGGAGUGACAUUCCGAUUACAUUACUAAGCUAAUAGAGAAAAAACAAUCAUUGAUAGCCGAUCGAAUGCAUCACAUGGCCCCUGCACUUGCUUAUCAGAUUACCUUUUCGCAUGGUUGAGAGUUGAAAUAUAAGCUUUUACAUUGUCGCGAAGCACUCGCACCGGGGCCGCGUCCUGCGUUGAUAGGGACCAAAGGCAGCCGGUUCGAAGCGCAUUUCGACACGUAAACAUGUGGUCGGCAAGGACCGAUUAGCUAAGAUGUUUCUCUUUGGAAUAAAAACUGAUGUAAUAUAGGGGAGAAAUUUCCUCAGACUUGUUGCCGUUGAUGUUUGUCCCGCGAUCGUAAAAUAGGUUCUAUUGAUUAGAGUGGCCUUUGCCGUGUAAGCAAGUAAUAAAAGUUGUUAAAUAUUUAUGUA